ACGUGUGUGUCUGUGUAUUUGUGUGUGUGUGUGUUUUCUGUGUAGGUACGGACCCAGCCACAGACCUGCGUGGUACAGGUUUCCUGGGGCUGAUGCAUGCCUUGUACCUGGUAAUGGACCCUGAGACGCUGCCUUUAGCCAGAGACAUCUUCAAGCUGUCCCAGCACCCCACACAGAACUUUCCUUUCUGUGUGAUGUCCAUCAAUAUGACCUGUAUCGCCCUGCAUGCACUCAGAGAAGAGGCCCUCUCCAAGGAGUGUAACCGUCGACAGCAGGUAGUGGGGGUGUUGAAUGGGUUCUACGUUGCCACGUUCCUGCCUCUACCAGCUGUGGAAGAGCCAGCAGAAGACCAUCUCUGA
Oncorhynchus masou masou (cherry salmon) is the source of this 359-nucleotide messenger RNA. RefSeq names its product ELMO domain-containing protein 3-like. The coding region runs from base 93 to 359 and encodes 88 amino acids. The record is from RefSeq and is a predicted model, not a curated record. Lineage: Eukaryota; Metazoa; Chordata; Actinopteri; Salmoniformes; Salmonidae. The transcript is spliced from 3 exons.